GCUUGUCUCAUGGCAACAAAGACACAAGCUAUCUUCUCCCUUUUCCGCAGCCAAAACCCAAGUUUUUUUCUUGCCUUUGUUUUUUCUGUAGUCUCCAAUGGAUCAGCAGAAGACAACCCCUGGGGCUCUUCAGGCACCAAUGACCGGAUCCAUCAACAAUCCUGCUGGUGCUGCUCAGGCACUUAUUAGCAAUCCUGGUGCCGCUGCUCAGGCACUCCUCAACAACCCUGGUGUUGGUCAGCAGCUCAUCAUCAAUCCUCUUUCUGAUCAGGCUGUCAUUAGCGAUCCUGUUUCUGGUCAGCCACACAUCAGUACUCCUGGUGCUAAUCAGGCAUUCAUCAACAAACCUAGUACUGCUCAGGCACUGAUGAAGAGUCCUAGUGCUAGUCAUGCACUUAUCCGAGGUGACCGUGGGGGCAUGUUAAGCAUGUCAGAUGACAAAGCAAUGAUGCAGCAAAUUUUGACAACCCAUGCCCCUGAUGGCCGAGAAGUUGAUGUUAGACCUCUUCUCUAUCUGGUUGAGGACAUACUCAAUCGCUCCACCCAGCAUGUUGAUUUCAUUGUCAAGGGUGCUCUAUCCCAAAUUGAAAUGGAAGAAAAAGUACAACAAGCAAAUUAUAUAGCUAUGCUUCAAGCUCUUACAUAUAUCAUCGAUCGAAUUGCAUGCGAGCUAUCAUACAAGGCUUUCGGAGGUUCAGAUGCACACGCAACAACAACUGCUAUAUUCAACUUGCUAUCAAGCUAUACAUGGGAUGCUAAGCUAGUGCUGUCCCUAGCAGCCUUUGCCUUGAACUAUGGAGAAUUCUGGCUUCUUGCUCAGAUUUACUCGACAAACCAACUUGCCAAGUCAAUGGCAAUCCUGAGGCAACUGCCAUCACUCCUGGAGCACACAGCUCCUCUGAAACCCCGGUUUGAUGCUCUCAACAAUUUGAUUCGGACAAUGAUUGAUGUGACUAGGUGUGUUGUUGAGUUCAAGGAGCUUCCAUCAAUGUACAUUUCACAGGACUCACCGGCAUUGGCCACUGCCAUGACCCAUAUCCCAACUGCUGUCUACUGGACCAUCAGGAGCAUGGUGGCUUGUGCAACACAAAUUUCCAGCCUUACGACCAUGGGUCAUGAGUAUGGAAUAUCAACCACGGAGUCUUGGGAGUUGUCCACUUUGGCUCACAAACUCAAAAACAUAUAUGAACAUCUAAGGCAGCAAAUGAAUUUUUGCUACCAAUUUAUAGAGGAAAGGAGAGAUGCUGAAACUUACCAGAUGCUUCUGAAUCUCUUUGACCCGAACGUGAUGCACAUUGACAAUAUGAAAAUUCUAAGGGCCUUGAUUUCUGCCAGGGAUGAUAAACUGCCCCUUCUUGAAGGUGCUACAAAGAGACAGGUUGGCCUGGAAGUGCUGAGAAAGAAAAUUGUGCUCUUGCUCGUUUCAAGCCUGGAAUUCUCCAGUGAUGAGCUUGCAAUUCUUGAGCAGAUAUAUAAUGACUCCAGGGUCCAUUCCACAAGGCUAGAGAGUCAGUAUGAGGUUGUAUGGAUCCCAAUUGUGGACCGUUCAAUCAUCCCAUUGCCAGAUGAAAAACGUACCAAAUUUGAGACCCUACGAAGCACCAUGCCAUGGUAUUCAGUGCAGGACCCUUUGCUCAUAGAGAAGCCAGUGAUCAGGUUCAUCAAGGAAGUUUGGCACUUCAGAACCAAGCCAAUCCUUGUGGUGCUAGACCCUCAAGGGAAAGUGGUUUCCCCUAAUGCAAUCCACAUGAUGUGGAUUUGGGGAAGCACUGCAUUCCCCUUCACUAGUUUGAGAGAAGAAGCUCUCUGGAGGGAAGAGACAUGGAGGCUUGAUCUUCUGGUUGAUGACAUUGACCAAAUGAUCCUGAAUUGGAUUAAAGACGGUAAAUACAUUUUCUUGUAUGGAGGGGACGAUAUUGAGUGGGUGAGAAGAUUUGUAGCCGCCGCACGCAGUGUUGCAUCUGCAUCUCGCAUUCCUCUAGAGAUGGUCUACGUGGGGAAAAGCAGCAAAAGGGAGCAAGUCAAGAAAGUGAUAGGAAUUAUCACUGUGGAGAAGCUUAGCUAUGCUUGGCUAGAUAUGGCCAUGGUUUGGUUCUUCUGGACCAGGUUAGAGAGUAUGUUAUUUUCCAAGAUUCAGUUAGGCAGGGCUGAUGACCAGGAACCAAUGAUGCAACAAAUCAAGAAGCUGCUUAGCUAUGACAGAGAAGGUGGGUGGGCAGUGCUUAGCAGAGGGUCUAAUAUAGUGGUGAAUGGCCAUUCCACCACAGUUUUGCCUGCUUUGGGUGGCUAUGAUGAAUGGAAGGUAAAUGUGACUGAAAAAGGUUUUGAUUUGGCAUUCAAGGAGUACCAUGACAAGCUUCAUGGCGUUGCUCACCCUUGCUGCCGGUUUGAGUUCCCGACUACCACAAGGAUCCCAGAGAACAUGAGAUGCCCUGAGUGCCACCGCAUCAUGGAGAAAUACGCCACUUUCCUCUGCUGCCAUGACGAGCAAGGCAUUCCAGGCUCACUGUUUUAAGCUACGAUCAGGCCUUCAUCACUGUUUUUCCUACUAUUAUUGCCACUAAAUAAUGAUGUCCUAUGGGAGUCAAAAUCUAAAAUUUUCUUCUAAAUUUUCACUUGGCUUGUUAAGGUUUGUGUUUUACAUGUAAUGCUAAUGGCCACUAUGUGGCCUAAAUUGGCAACCUAUAUAAUUUCCACUUUGUUGUCAAGCAUAUGAUAUUAUAAAAAGCAGACUUUACUUGAGUGUGAUAGUUUGGAAACUCCUUUUCAUUGCUUUUUCAUUCUCCAUUUCCUUUGAAGAAUCAUACCUUUUCUUGGUUUAAGGUCACAUGAAGUGAGCCAACUAAACAAAAGAUCCUAAUUUCAAAGAUGUAAAAUUACCCCAUCAGACACUGGUGCCAAGAGCCCCUAUGGCUCAGUGGUAGAGCGUCAGUCUUGUAAACUAAAGGUCUGUAGUUCGAUCCUGCAUGAGGGCAACAACUUUGCCCAUAUAUAUAUAAAUUAUUAUUAUUAUUUCUGUUUUCUGCCA
Messenger RNA from Durio zibethinus, 3028 nucleotides. Its product is annotated as protein SIEVE ELEMENT OCCLUSION B-like. Lineage: Eukaryota; Viridiplantae; Streptophyta; Magnoliopsida; Malvales; Malvaceae. The record is from RefSeq and is a predicted model, not a curated record. Gene Ontology annotation, biological process: phloem development.